Scheffersomyces coipomensis is the source of this 1505-nucleotide messenger RNA. RefSeq lists its product as uncharacterized. The record is from RefSeq and is a predicted model, not a curated record. Bases 474 to 1337 code for a protein of 287 amino acids. The transcript has a single exon. NCBI's taxonomy places the organism in Eukaryota, Fungi, Ascomycota, Pichiomycetes, Serinales, Debaryomycetaceae.
UUCAUAAUUCUCUAUUUAUGACCACAAGAUCUUCAAUUAACUUAUAGUAUCAUAGAUUUGGUAAUAUAAAAAUAAUAUAUGUUUCACCACCCCUACUGACGCUCACUAACUCUGUUCUCGUCCAUCUUCCAUCACCACGCACACACACGCUAAUUUUUGCAUGCACAUGAUCAAAUACCCACAAAUCUUUUAAUGAGCUAAUUUUAGAGCAAGAUAGUUAAAAAAAGAAACAUUUUAUGAUAAAAGUUGAUAGUUAGAGUUUAAUUUGGUAUAUAUAGUUAUCUGAUAGGUUUCGAAUUCAUUAUUGUUCAAUCAAUUGAGUUUCUUAAGUUGUUUGAAAAGCUUCAGUGGUCUCAUUCGGAUUGUACUGAUUAACUUAUUCAUCUACGUUCCAUCUAUUCCUUAAAUCCCAACUAGCAUCCCUUUCCUUCCUUUACUCCAAAUCAUACAUCUUAUCAUAUAUACAUAUUAAUAUGAGUGGCAGAUCAACAGUUCCAAAUCUUUUCGAAGAACCAAGCAAACCAAGGUCACCAUCGGUUAGUUCACAAUCAUCUUUAACCAUUUAUCCCAAGACAUCAGUAAUUAUCAAUAAUUUACAAAGAAAUGAUUUUAUUGUUGAUGAAAAAUCAACCACUUAUUAUGAAAAGAAUAGUAGAACUUUACCCCUUGUUGAUCAAAUUAAAUUAUCAAUUUUGAAUUUAGAAGAUGAAGAUCAUGAAGAAAAUGAUUAUUGUAUAAAUCAUAUUGAAUAUUGGUCAAAUUUACCAUUUUUAAAUCGAACCAUCAUCCUUUUAAAAGAUGAAGUAUCAGCUUUAAAAGUCUAUAGUCACCUUUCUUCAACUCUUGCAGACAAAUUCCCUUAUAUAAAAGUAUCAUUACAAGAGAAUUUAUUAUCAAAAUCAAAAUCAUUCGAUUCAUUAAUUAAUCCAACUCAUGAUAAGAAUUUAAAUAGUAUUGAAGAAUUACGUAAGUUUAGAUCAUUUCAUAAUAGUCCCCAAGAUCAAAUGAAUGAUUAUGAAGAACCAAAACCUUAUGAUUUCAAAGUUGUACAGGAUCUUUCCAAAUUAGGUAUUGAUGUAAGUCAAUAUAAUAAUGAAGAACAAUUCAAGGAGUUAAGUGAUUCAGAAAGUCCAACUCCUUCAAGAGCCCCAUUAGAAAGACAUCGUUCUUUGACUAAGACCUUGUUUAGACCAACUCCAAUUAAAACAAGUAACUUGAAUAACGAUAAUAAUGAUGAUGAUGAUAAUGAAAAUAAAAAUGAAGCUACAGCUGAUAAAAUAAGUAGAGGAGGUGCCAUGAGUCCAACUAUAACGUUAGAUGCACCACCACCAUCUUAGAUAUGUUUCUGAUAUAGUAUACUCUUAUUUAAUAUUCCGUUAUAUAUAUAACUUAUUAUGAAGAAAUAAAGGUAUUGUAGGUAAUUGUAGGUGUUUGCAACUGAUUGCAAGUUAAACUGAAAACAUCCAUACCUCUUUUGGCCAUUUUCGCACGACCCCUUGACCACU